Portunus trituberculatus (swimming crab) is the source of this 4181-nucleotide messenger RNA. RefSeq names its product sodium- and chloride-dependent GABA transporter ine-like. The transcript has 12 exons. Gene Ontology annotation, cellular component: membrane. Bases 674 to 3892 code for a protein of 1072 amino acids. Gene Ontology annotation, biological process: sodium ion transmembrane transport. The record is from RefSeq and is a predicted model, not a curated record. NCBI's taxonomy places the organism in Eukaryota, Metazoa, Arthropoda, Malacostraca, Decapoda, Portunidae.
ACGCGGAUGUGUGGGCUGAAACAGGUGUUGACUGACACAUCGUUCCGUUCACUUACAGUCUGCGUCAUUGUGACCAAACAAAAUAAAUAGCAUUUUGUAUCGUGCGCACCAGCAGCUCCUUCCGGAAACAUCUCACAGACCAGCUGAUGACGCCUCUCACUGAUAAGGACAGAGACAAGCCUGACGUGCACAGUGGAUGUGGCAACACUUACUAUUCACCGAGAGGACAAGUACUCAGGAGCUUGAUGCAAUGAAUAUUAUCUCUCUCGAGGCACACAGUGUACCUCUCAUUUAUGUUGAUCUCCCCUAUAACUCGUGCAUUACAGUAAACAAUCGUUCUAAAUCAUUAUUUAAUUCGCGAACUGCCAAACAACUGAUUAGCGAGCACUUGCGUCACACCACCUACAGUUACCAGUUCAAGAUUACUUGUCUAGCAUCCGAGAGUCGGCUCAGUGUGUUAGCAAAUAUAGCACGUGUGUAUUUCGUUGCUGUGACACCUUCUCACGAAACACUGUUUAUGGGGAUAAUAAUCUGGACACUGCUCCUGUGUUUCUUGUAGCGAGGUUGAAGCGGCUUGGAAUAUUGGGAGCUCUGCGUGGGAGGGUGUAACUUCCCUCAGUGCUGACGCUCGUCAGUGUGGCUCCUGACAACGGGAGGAGUGCGUUUGAACUGUAUGUACGAUCAAAUCCACGUGCCGGUAGUGGAUAAAGCUCCUCACGCGAUAAUAUUAAGCAAUAUGGAAAGCCAAGUAGCUAGUGUCAUUGAUGCUGACCAGGAGAGAGACGCCAGUGGACAGCGUGCGGGAAGGAAAGGAAAGAAAGUGUUGGCGUUUAUUGUCGAAGGAGAAGUGCAAACAUGUGGUCAGCAGUAUGAGGUGAAUGGUUCAGAUUCUGGUAGUGCUGCCCUGCCUACCUGUCACGCAGAUGAUAGUGUUGCCCACCAAACAACAGAAAAAGUGGCCGUGUCGCCACUUUCCGAUUCUAAAACACAGGCUGUUUACUCACGAAAAGAGACUGAACCUAAGGCAUUACAGGUUCAGCCUGAAGGCAUCACGGAGUCUGCCUUACCGACCAAAACAAACAAGUGUCUUUCAAUGGGUAGUGGUGGCGACACCACCUCAGUCCACCAGUUCUUCCUUCCUUCUGACGAUGAGGUGGACAAUGCAGUACAAGAGAAUGGGGAGUUAAAUGGACACACUGAGGAAUUGGUGCCACCACUUGGUCUCGACUAUAGAAUGUUCCAUGAACCUCGUCUUCCCAAAAUAGCAACAGCACCCGCCAAGGCAGGUGUUAAGUUCUGUGGCUCGAAACACGUGUUUACUGUUGUGCCUGUUGGCAGUGGAGAGUUACGGACUGGUAAUAAAGAACCACAGACCAAAGAACAACAGACCAUCUCUGCACCCACGGAGGUUGUAAGAGAGACGGAUGCAACACAGAUGCCCUCAGUUAAAAGUCAGAUAUUCCCGACAUGCUUCCAUUAUUCUCCUUACAAUACCGUGAAGGGAUCACCUGUGGGCCGUCGGAUGGCCUAUAGCCCCUAUCACACAGUAACACGAGGAGGCCAGCUUCCAGCGGCGUACAACCACUACCACACCAUCACAGGCCUGGAGCUCUCCUCCUACCAGCGAUCAGAGCACGGCCCGGGCUUGAGGCGAGUUACCUCCAAGCGGGAAUACGGGGUGGGCGGGUCGUCAGCCCUGCCCGCGCUGUUCAACGUGGUGGGGAGCACCGCCUCAUCACCCUUCUCAUCCAAAGUGUCUUUAGGAGCGGCUGGGACACCCCCCCUUCCUUCGGGGCUGCACCGCGUACGUACGUUACCAUGUCCUUCCCCUGGAAUUCUCAGCGUGUUCCCAGAGGAGGGUGCCCAGCCCUCCCUUGUAGGAUCGGAGUGUCCCCUCCCACCUGAACACACCACAGUGCAGUCACUCAACCAGAUGACUGUGCGCUCUGCUGGAGGUCUUAGCAUCGACGUGGGCAGCACCGACGGUCGUAAUGUAAAGAUACACGGUGCGGUGGAAUGCCCGGAGCAGCUGCCUCUCCUGCCUUCCGUUCCUGGGAACGGAAAGAACGAGGGAGCCAUGAAGGAGGAGGAGUCCCGCCAGACAUGGGAGAACAAGGCACAGUUCAUUCUCGCCUGCAUCGGCAAUGCUGUGGGACUGGGGAACAUGUGGCGCUUCCCUUACCUCUGCUACAAGAGCGGCGGAGGCGCCUUCCUCGUACCCUACUUCUUGAUGCUGUUCCUGUGCGGCAUUCCACUGCUGUUGAUGGAGGUGACGGUAGGCCAAUACACGCGGCGGGGACCCAUUGCUGCUAUGGGGAAGAUAUGCCCGCUGUUCAAAGGUGCAGGCGUUGGGACGGUGGUCAUAUCCUUUCUUUUGAGCACGUACUACAAUGUCAUCAUGGCUUGGGUCAUCUACUACCUGGUCCAUUCCUUCUACUCUGAGCUGCCCUGGACCAGCUGCAACGCAACCUGGGCCGUGAAUUGCUUCGACGACAUCGGGCCAAAUGUUACUGCUCCCGCGGGAAUGAAAUCAGUCACCGAGGAAUUCUUCGAUGAAGUUGUCCUAGAAAAGACCAGCGGCAUCCAUGAGCCCGGAGAGCUGCGUCUGGAGUUGCUCCUGGCGUUGUUCAUAGCCUGGGUCGUCAUCUACUUUGCUCUGUGGAAAUCAAUCAGAUCUUCCGGACGUGUAGUGUAUGUGACAGCCACUCUUCCCUACCUGCUGAUUAGUGCCUUUGUCUGGCGCGCUCUCACACUUCCUGGCGCCUCGCGUGGGCUGCAGUACUUCUUCAGUCCUCGAUGGGAGCUUCUAGCAAAUGCCGAGGUGUGGAUCAGUGCAGCUGCUCAAAACUUUAACAGUAUUGGCAUAGCGUUUGGGUCAAUGAUUGCCUUUUCAUCGUAUAAUAAAUUCAACAACAACAUCGUGGUGGACACUUGGGCCAUCACCCUCACCAACUCCCUCACCUCCCUUCUAGCUGGCACCAUCGUCUUCUCCACUAUGGGUAACAUUGCACUCGAGCAAGGCAAGGAAAUUGACGACGUGGUGGCAGAAGGUCCCGGCCUGGUGUUCGUUGUAUACCCUCAAGCCCUGGCCAAAAUGCCGUAUGCCAAUGUGUGGGCAGUGCUCUUCUUCAGCCUGAUGCUCGUCCUGGGGGUGGAUUCCCAGUUCGCCACGGUGGAGGUUAUUGUCACAUCCCUAACAGAUGCAUUCCCGAACUGGAUCAAGAAGUAUCUGAGGCGACAUGAGUUUUUGGUGCUGAUUGUCUGUACAGUUUCGUUCCUGCUGGGCAUCCCAAACAUUAUGCAGGGAGGCAUCUAUUUCUUCAACCUAAUCGACUACUACACGGCAGCUAUUUCACUCAUGUACCUGGCCUUCUUUGAGGUGGUGGCCAUCGUAUGGAUAUAUGGAGCCGACCGCCUGGCUCGCAAUGUCCAGGAGAUGACUGGCCGCAUGCCUUCCCUCUAUUUCCGCUUCUGUUGGUAUCUGGCUGCUCCAAUAUUAAUUCUAACAAUAUGGAUAUUUUCAAUGGUGGAUUAUAAGCGCCCAUCAUACAACAAUGGGGAGUAUGCAUAUCCAGACUGGGCCAUUGGUAUAGGAUGGCUCUUUGCCUCAUGUUCCAUUGCUCCUAUUCCAAUAUUUGCUGCAAUAGCAAUUGUUAAUGCCAAAGGAGCAACUUUAUGGGAGAAAGUGAAGAAUUCAAUCAGAUCUCCAAUAGAAGACUGCCCAUGUUGCGGUGAUGCCCUUAAUUGUCUGGAAGAGAAACACCACCACAGCAGCUUCAAGGAAAAGAUCAAGCUUGUGGUGUACACUCCUCAUACAAAUAAUGACACAGUCAGUGAAGGUAAAAUUGAUCAAAUGAAAGAAGCAGAAAUUAAUGGAGAAAAUGUUGUAUGAUUUUAUUUGUAUCUUAAGUAAAAAUGUGUUGUAUUUGUCACAGUUUUGUAGUAAAUGCAAGUAUGAAUGUAUAUAACUAUAUAUAUUGUUUUUAUCUUGAAAAUGGGAUGUAGAAUAGUACAUUAAAGCUGUUAGUCUGUUACAUCAUAUUUGUUAGUUUUGAUAUUUUCAUAUUAUAAUUUUGUGAAAUGACGGAUGUGUCAAGUCCACUUCAGAUUUCUUGUGCCUUUACUUGUACACAGUAAUGAAAGCCAAACCUCCUUUCCCAAUAAAAUUUUCUUUUAGUAAA